This is a messenger RNA of Siniperca chuatsi (mandarin fish), 9456 nucleotides long. RefSeq names its product potassium large conductance calcium-activated channel, subfamily M, alpha member 1a (gene kcnma1a). The record is from RefSeq and is a predicted model, not a curated record. Gene Ontology annotation, molecular function: large conductance calcium-activated potassium channel activity. NCBI's taxonomy places the organism in Eukaryota, Metazoa, Chordata, Actinopteri, Centrarchiformes, Sinipercidae. Gene Ontology annotation, cellular component: postsynaptic membrane. The transcript is spliced from 35 exons. Gene Ontology annotation, biological process: transmembrane transport; potassium ion transport. The coding region runs from base 844 to 5115 and encodes 1423 amino acids.
UUUAUACACCCAAGCAGCGGAGACCGGUCAGCACUUGGAAUAAACAUUGUCGCGGUAUUACUGCCCUCUGUCCGUCUUUAUUAUUAGCGCUUCGCUCCGCCCUCCUACCUGUAAAUCUCCCUGCUCUCCUCUGGAGCGGAUCUGACAGGCGCUCUCAGCUGGCCGCUCAGUCCCAGGGCUGCAGGGGACCGAAUGGAGACAGUGACAUCCACCCGAGCGCUCGUCCUUUUACGCAGAAUUGACAGCGAAAACGCCCGCAAGAAUAUGUAGUCUUAGGCACUGCAUUGACGGCUAACCAACUGUAGAAGUAAAUUAUCUCUCAGUGUUUUUUGUUUUGUUUUGUUGCAAACCGUUCACAGUCGAUUGACUGAAAGAAAGUAAAAUCGAUUCCCCGCCAGCUAAUCGACAGGAUCCCUGAAUGGAAGACGGCUAGAGAGGUCGCCUCGCCGAGAACAGGCUAUAACAUUUUUCAGAAUCGCUGUGUUUACCACUAUCCGAGAUAUCACUGGCAGCCUCGACGGCUGCAAACGACGCCGUCUUUACCAUGGCUUUUGGCGUGAAAGAGACAGAAAAGCCCUCAGAUUGAGAAGCGCCUAAGAUUCGUCAUUAUUGCGGAUUUAAAUGCCUCUCUCCAAGGGCCACCGACCCGCUAUUUUGGUCAGGUUCGCGUGUGCGGUGUCUCACGCUGUCACCAAUAAACAAUUCAUAGGCUGCUAAAAUACAGAAAGAGACUCCAUCGGGUGGGUAAACAUAAUCUACAGUGAAGAGAGGGAUUUUUUUUUCAAGCAAUAUGGCUGGUGAGUGGGGCUGGGGACGCUGGCACAGGCUCUCCAAGGCUCCUAAAUGCUAGCUGAGGCAGAUGGCACCGUUCCCCAUGGAAGCGACAGCUCUAUGAGGACAAGCAAUAUCAAUAAUAAUAUAAAUCCGGACUCUUCAAUCUUAAUAUCCAAGAUGGAAGACGUUGUCAUCCCGUUCUCGUCUGAGGUGCCCUGCGACAAUAAUGGACAGCGCAUGUGGUGGGCAUUCCUCGCCUCCUCCAUGGUGACGUUUUUUGGGGGUCUCUUCAUCAUCCUGCUGUGGAGGACCCUCAAAUAUAUGUGGACUGUUUGCUGCCAUUGCAACAUCAAAACCAAGGAGGCUCAGAAGGUGAACAACCCUGCCAACAAUCAGGCAGCAGACAGACCAAAGGGUGCUGAUGAGAAGGAGGAAGUCCCAGCCAGCGAGGUGGGAUGGAUGACUUCAGUCAAAGACUGGGCCGGUGUCAUGAUCUCUGCUCAGACACUCACUGGCAGAGUUCUGGUGGUGUUAGUCUUUGCGCUCAGCAUCGGGGCCCUUGGAAUAUACUUUAUAGACUCCUCAGAUCCUAUAGAAUCCUGCCAGAACUUCUACAAAGACUUCACGUUACAGAUCGAUAUGGCCUUCAAUGUCUUCUUCCUUCUUUACUUUGGCCUGCGGUUUAUAGCAGCCAAUGAUAAGCUGUGGUUCUGGCUGGAGGUCAACUCAGUGGUCGACUUCUUCACUGUUCCUCCUGUGUUUGUCUCUGUCUACUUAAACAGAAGCUGGCUUGGUUUAAGAUUCCUGAGAGCACUAAGAUUGAUACAGUUCUCGGAAAUCUUACAGUUCUUGAAUAUCUUGAAAACAAGCAAUUCCAUCAAGCUGGUGAACCUGUGUUCCAUCUUCAUAAGCACAUGGCUCACAGCUGCUGGGUUCAUACAUUUGGUGGAAAACUCAGGGGAUCCUUGGGAAAACUUCCAGAAUUCCCAGUCACUUUCCUAUUGGGAAUGCGUCUACUUGCUGAUGGUGACGAUGUCUACAGUGGGCUACGGGGAUGUCUAUGCAAAAACCACCUUGGGGCGCCUGUUUAUGGUCUUCUUCAUCCUUGGUGGUUUGGCCAUGUUUGCCAGCUACGUCCCUGAAAUCAUAGAGUUAAUAGGAAACCGCAAGAAAUAUGGUGGUUCCUAUAGUGCGGUUAAUGGGAGAAAGCAUAUUGUGGUCUGUGGUCAUAUUACCCUCGAAAGUGUCUCCAACUUCCUCAAAGACUUCCUACACAAGGACAGGGAUGAUGUCAAUGUAGAAAUUGUUUUUCUCCAUAAUAUUUCCCCUAAUCUUGAGCUGGAAGCCUUGUUCAAACGUCACUUUACCCAAGUAGAGUUCUACCAGGGAUCUGUUCUCAACCCUCACGAUCUGGCCAGAGUGAAGAUCGAGUCAGCAGAUGCCUGCUUAAUCCUAGCCAACAAAUAUUGUGCAGAUCCAGAUGCUGAAGAUGCCUCGAACAUCAUGAGGGUUAUUUCGAUCAAGAACUACCAUCCUAAGAUCAGAAUAAUCACACAGAUGUUACAAUAUCACAACAAGGCCCAUCUGCUGAACAUUCCAAGCUGGAACUGGAAGGAGGGUGACGAUGCUAUCUGCUUGGCGGAGCUGAAGGCAGGCUUCAUAGCCCAGAGCUGUCUGGCCCAGGGCCUGUCCACCAUGCUAGCCAACCUCUUCUCCAUGAGAUCCUUCAUUGAGAUUGAGGAAGACACAUGGCAGAAGUAUUACCUAGAAGGAGUGGCUAAUGAGAUGUACACAGAGUACUUGUCCAGUGCCUUUGUGGGCCUCUCCUUCCCCACUGUCUGUGAGCUGUGUUAUGUGAAGCUGAAGCUGUUGCUUAUUGCCAUCGAAUACAAGUCUGAGCAGAGAGAGAGCAGAAGCCGAAAGCGCAUCCUCAUCAACCCGGGCAACCAUGUCAAGAUGCAGGAGGGAACACUGGGAUUCUUUAUUGCCAGUGAUGCCAAAGAAGUAAAGAGAGCAUUUUUCUACUGCAAAGCUUGUCAUGACGACAUCACAGACCCUAAGCGGAUCAAGAAGUGUGGCUGCAAACGACUGAUUUAUUCCAAGAUGUCCGUCUACAAACGAAUGAAACUGGCAUGUUGUUUUGAUUGCGGCCAUUCAGAGCAAGACUGCUCUUGCAUGUCAGGCAGUGUACAUAGUAACAUGGACACCCUUCAGAGGGCCUACCCACUUUCCUCUGUCUCUGUUCAUGAUUGCGCAACCACUUUACGUGCCUCCAAAUAUAAGUAUAAUGGAUAUGUCAGAUCACCAGCAGAUGGCGCUACAACACCAGGGAACAGUGGAAGUCAAAAAGAGGCUGGCGUUCGAUUCAAAGCUGAUUGCAAUUUAGUAAUGGAUGAAGUUAGACCUUUUCGAAACCGAUCAGUUAAAACCACCGGCUGCAUCUCCACCUCCAUCACCUCAAAUGCGUUCCCUCCCAACAACCUGCACCCCAACCAGGACCCCGUGGUCAACCCGGGCACAAUCAACAUCCCCCUCGUUAAUAACCGUAAAGGAAGUCUGCUCCCCAUGGGGCUGGGGCCUGGGCCUGACCCCUCGAAACUGCGCCUCAGUAUCUCAGGUCCAGGAGACGUGAUGGGCAGAUCCCUGGCUGAGAGUCGGCUGAACCGGGCCCGCAGUCUGCCGGUGAAAUACCGCUACCACCCCAGUAAUGCCAUGCUGCUCAGUCACAGUAGGCACUUCGAAGACGAGCAUCCAUCAACUCUCUCGCCCAAAAAAAAGCAGCGCAACGGAGGGAUGCGAAACUCACCCAACUGCUCACCCAAAAUGAUGAGUCGACACGAUCCCCUUCUAAUUCCUGGAAAUGAGCAAAUCGAGAGCAUGGACAUGAACGUGAAGAGGUAUGACUCGACAGGGAUGUUUCACUGGUGCCCAUCAAAGGACAUCGAAAAAGUCAUCCUGACCCGGAGUGAAGCCUCCAUGACAGUACUGAGCGGCCAUGUGGUGGUCUGUAUAUUUGGGGAUGUCACGUCCGCUUUAGUGGGGCUGCGAAACUUGGUGAUGCCUUUAAGAGCCAGCAACUUCCAUUUCCACGAGCUAAAGCCUAUUGUUUUUGUGGGCUCGCUGGAUUACCUGCGGAGAGAGUGGGAGACUUUACACAACUUCCCCAAGGUCUCGAUCUUACCUGGUACACCAUUAAGUCGGGCAGAUUUAAGGGCUGUCAACAUCAACCUCUGCGACAUGUGCGUAAUACUGUCAGCCAAUCAGAACAAUAUCGAAGAUGCCUCACUGCAGGAUAAGGAAUGCAUCUUGGCAUCACUCAACAUCAAAUCUAUGCAGUUUGAUGACAGCAUCGGGGUCUUACAGGCUAAUUCCCAAGGUUUCACGCCUCCUGGAAUGGACAGGUCAUCUCCAGACAGCAGUCCAGUACAUGGCUUUGUGCGUCAGGCUUCUGUCACCACCGGAUCCAACAUCCCCAUCAUCACAGAACUGGUGAACGACUCAAACGUUCAGUUCCUGGACCAAGAUGAUGAUGACGACCCAGACACAGAGCUGUACCUCACUCAGCCCUUCGCCUGCGGCACCGCCUUCGCUGUCAGUGUACUCGACUCCCUGAUGAGCGCGACAUAUUUCAAUGAUAACAUCCUCACGCUUAUUCGGACGCUGGUCACAGGGGGAGCCACACCAGAGCUGGAGGGCCUGUUGGCUGAGGAGAAUGCUCUCAGAGGAGGCUACAGCACACCACAGACACUGGCCAACAGAGACAGGUGUCGCGUCGCCCAGCUAGCCCUCUACGAUGGCCCAUUUGCCGACUUGGGGGAUGGCGGCUGCUACGGGGAUUUAUUCUGUAAAGCAUUGAAGACGUACAACAUGCUGUGUUUUGGAAUCUACAGAUUAAGAGACGCUCAUCUCAAUGCACCGAGCCAGUGUACAAAACGGUAUGUGAUCACGAACCCACCAUAUGAGUUUGAGCUCGUGCCCACAGACCUGAUCUUCUGCCUCAUGCAGUUUGACCACAACGCAGGCCAGUCCCGGACAAGCUUGUCCCACUCUUCCCACUCCUCCCAUUCCUCCAGCAAAAAGAGCUCCUCCGUCCACUCCAUCCCACCCUCCAACCGGCAGAACCGCAGCAGUAAGACCCGGGAGGCCCGCGACAAACAGAAUGCAACAAGGAUGAAUAGAAUGGGCCAAGAAAAGAAAUGGUUUACAGAUGAAUCAGAAAAUGCCUACCCACGGAACAUUCAGAUCAAGCCCAUGAGCACUCACAUGGCCAACCAAGUCAACCAAUACAAAUCCACUAGUAGUCUGAUUCCACCAAUCAGAGAAGUUGAAGAUGAAUGCUGAACACAGGGUUUUCUUGCUGACUCACCAGACAUCUGUACGCUCUUUCAAAAGAGAUGGGAAGAGAUCAUCUGCGGAGAAGUGGUGGUGAUGAUGAUGAUGAUGAUGACAGGGAUGUUGAAGACUGACACAUUUCUCUUCACUCAUUCUUCUAAUAAGGGUUGAACAGGAACCCAAACUGGAAGGGACCUUCUAUGUGUAUACCUUUAAUGUUACUUCCAUGCUCUUGGACAUUGUUUUAUUUAUUAAUGUAUCCAUAGUGAUGUACAUAAUGACAAUCAAAUAAGGAUUGUACAGCCCCUUCCCCCUAGCACUUUUUGGAAUUAUUUUAAGAGUUGACAAAAAAAAAAGAGUACUUCCUGUAAUUCUUUGCAAUAGUUCACCUCUUCGUGUGACCAGACUCCAAGGUUAAGGUGACUGGUUAUCGGAGGAUGAGGGUUGCAGCGAUAAACUGAUCAUAUCAUCUCCCAAAGAUCCGCCCAGAUGCGUCACGUCAAACCAGCUGGGUUCAUGAACUUCAUAUCUUCUGUCUGCUUCUGUUCUAUUUGCACUAAAACUGAAGUUGAACUGGAACCAUCAGAUCCUCCCCAAUAAAAUGUCGCUGAGGAAAUGAAGGAAGGAAAGAAGGAAGGGAGUGAGGGCUGCUUGGCUUCGGAGGCAUACUAAUCUUGUUCUUAGGUUGUUAUACAUCAUGUCAUUGCUUAAAGUUUGCUACUUCACCGUUGACUCGUCAUGUUGAGUGAGAGCAUUCCAGUCUUGCAGAAAAAAACUCAUCUUGCAAAACAGUAGUCUAAAAACUCAGAGAAUGGUACAGCAUUGUUUUUUGGUGGCUGAAAGAGAACCUUGUACCUACAUGUCUUCUGCUGAUACGUCAGAUCAUCAAGCCUGUGACUCUGUUUCAAGCUCCUAUCGCAUGAUAUGUGCCUGAUCCCCCUCUAUAACAGAUACAGUGUGGUUGAUCAACCUGAAUACAUGAGAAGGAUGAAAAACAACCCACCCUGUCCUUCAUGCGUUCAGGAGCAUUUAUGUUAUGUACAAGCUGUGUGUUUGUGUGUGUGCAUCGCAGCCACUUGUCCUUCUGGUGUUGCGCUGAUCAGUGCUGUCAUCUCCUCCAUCGGCUUGUAUGUGAUGGUGCACCUUUGAAGGAACAGCAUGUGGUAUAUAAAUAAAAGUCAUGGUAGAAAAAAAACAGUAGAAGAGUCUAGAGGGUUUGGAUCUACUAACAAAUAUAUUAUGUUGCAUCAGAAACCAAAUUAAAAUCCCCAACUAUGAUUGAGCUAAUACGAACAGCAGCUGCGUGCCCACCGUUGAAGCUUUGCCGCGAUAUCUGCGGUAGAAUUGGGAUCACAAAGAAGAGUGGUGUAUUUUCUGAAUGUUUUGUCUGUUACAAGAAGUUAAUGUCUGAGGAAAGAAAUGCCACAUAUUGCAUAAAAGUGGGCAUCAAUGGGCCCUCCUUUGAUCAGAGCAACUGCCUGGCACAGGUUUGGCAUAGAGGCAGUAAAGCGCUUGGAUGUUCUCUGUUGCCAAUCCAGAUGUCACACGCCUCAAAACUCUCAGGAGUUUAGCUGCUGUGUUCGGUCCUCUAACAUGGGGAAAUGCUCAAACAUAUUGGGUGGAAAUGCAACAAUGCCACAGACUGCCAUUAAGGACACCGGAGAAGAACCUGUGUUUUUUAUGCUAGCCUGUGUGCAACAUGUGUAUUUUGCACAUGUUUAGGCACUGACUAGAUCCAAAUCCAGCUGUGAUAGCGAUGGAGGAUUGAGGUAGUAGCCUUGUACUCCUAAUACAUAAACUUCAUGCAAAUAUGUAGUUGGAUUUAUACAUUAAAACACAAUUAUUUUUUAUCCAUAAACUUAAUCAAUUUGUACUUAUUUUUCUAGACAAGAACCAAGUGAAAAGUAUUAGAGGAGAUAAAAAGACUCAAAUAAUAUCUUUAAUUACAAAAACAUAUCAAAGGAUUUUGUGUUUGACUAUAUCACCAUUUAGUUCACAUCGUACUAAAACAAAAGAUUAUUUUUUUAUCCCCCUGCCCUCUCUUUAACAAACUGCAUCACUCUGGAGCCAAUAAAGCUUAGACUAGCUUGCAUUGUGAAACCACCAUCUUCAGCCUGGCAGCUCAGCUCUGUUGAGUGCUUGUAGAAAUAAAUUAAGGCUCAUCUGAAGCCUCUUUUAGUUGCACAGAUGAGCCGUCUCUACUAAAUAAUGUGUCUACUACUAAGCAUCCCUAGCUGCGAACAUGCAGAUGGAAAGACAGGUGUAAAGGAAUUAUGUAUUGGGGGAUAAAUGUUGUAUUUCGAUGGAGAGCAGAGCAGAGUGGUAAUAAUAAUGAGACGAUCACAGUCUCUCCCUGUGUGUGCAAGCCAACUGAAUGACCUUCAUUAGAUGUGUUUGACCUAAAUUAGGUCCCUAGUGCGGAGGAAGAGAGUGUACACUACAGCACGGUGUGCUGGUGUUUUCCACAAAAUGUGAUUUCAAAUAUGACAGGAAGACGCUGUCUGUUUAUUGCAGUGAUUCUCCUCUAUAGGCUGUAAAGGAAAAGUAAUUCUAAAAACAAUUUUGGAAUAUAGAAAAUCUAAUAUAGUGCUAAUAUGUUUGUGUAAAUUCAACCCAUUAUAUAGACCACAUUUCUUUUUCAAACUAAAUUAUCUGAGUUUUAAUGUCCGUCUAUUGGGUGUGGUGCAACUAUACUGAAGCCUCAUAAACAUUGUCCUGAAGUGAACUUUUGAACUGUGAUUACAUCGUUGUCACACUUUGUAGCAAAUAGAUUUCUUUUCAGAAAAUAUGUGAGUAAAAUGUAUGUAUAAUUGGGUUGUUAAUGGCAUACUUGCUAGCCUGAACAAUAAGGAACUAUUAAUAUUUGAUAAUGGCAAUGACUCAUUAUACAUAGAAUCGACAAACUGAUUGUUAUGUUGAAAAAAUAACACAAGUGUGUAUCUUGAAAAUGAAAGAUCCUGGAUUCUUGCGGAAGCUUUUCAAGCAGGAAAAUUCAGGCAGAAUUUGAUCUGGUUGGAUCAGCCAUCGCAAAGCUGGAAGGUAGCACCAAUUCAGCAAAGGUUAUCAAAAGAGAGAACAUCCUUAAUUUAAAUUUUUGUCUUUGUGUUAUUACAGGGUUUACAUUCCAUUUUGUCAGCUUGUCAUCUGUCACAAUCUGCCACAACUGCUUCUUAUUUGUUUACAGAGUAUUUUUGAGGUACUUAAACAUAGCAUUGUUCAGAAAUAAAACGGUACAUGCUGCAAACUGGCAUUAACAUAAACUCACAAAGUAAUGCACCAUUUGUUUGUCAUUACACUUGAUUACUGUGCUUUUUCUACCUGAACCCUCAUUGUGCGACUCAUUCAGGCUGGCAUUAUUCACAACACUGGACUGAGAUUUCUCUCCUUCCUACACCUUGUCAUAUGUCACUAUUAGAUGUUUUAGGUCUUUGCAUUUUAUACCUCUAAAGUUUUUAGAGUGUUUUUUUGAAGUGCCAUGAAGAGUUUAGUUGAGCAAGCAUCCUUCAGUCAUUCAGGGACACAAGCUCGCUUUGAGGGAGCUGAGUCCCAAGUGUUUUCCACUGUGAGAACGGUGUCUUGUACUGACAUGGAGAACAUCCAAGCCAUCAAUGCCUCCAUGCCAGUAUAGUGCCAGGCAGUGCAGGCGGUCAAGAGGAGGGCCCAUAUUAAGUCCCACUAUAGCGACAAGUGGCAUUCAGGAAACCUGCUGGGGCAAAAAAAUAGGAGCCCCGUUGUAGUGUAGUUAGAUAUGGAUGACUGAAAGAUGCACAUAGAGGCCCAUGCCUGUAACAUCUGAUGUGUUGUUAUCCACUGAACAAAUCAAAGACUAUGAUGCGUCAUACGUUACUGUUACAGUAUGUUGCAUUAUUUUUGUUAAUCUAUUUUCUGCUGUAAAGGAUGGAUAUAAUAACUUAUUUGCUGGGAAUUGUACUAGAUAUAAUAGAACAUAUAAUACUUAUGGGGAUGGGAGGUGGGUCUCAAGUCUUAAUAAUACUUUAAAAUUGCAUUCAGCAAUUUUUUUUAAAGAAAAGUUGCAAUUUUUGUUAUUUUUUUGGCUGUCUAUCAGUUCAGGAAGAAUUCAGGACAUUGCUCUUGCGUAUCACAGAUUUGUUGGCACAUCGUCUUUGCAGCAAACAGGAGUUUGACAUAGCAGUCUAAUUAGUUUGGAUGUAUUCUAGAUAUGAUGGAUACAUGGAUUAUUUGAUGGUGCUGAGUUGAUCUACCUGACUCUGUCAAAUAUAAUCUGCUGAUAAAUAUACUGUCUUGUACAAAACGUUUGUACAUAGAUUGUACAUGGUUUCUUUUUGUAUUUUUCUCAAAUUAAAAUGGAUGUAUUUGUGUUCUAAAGCA